This is a messenger RNA of Sungouiella intermedia, 321 nucleotides long. NCBI's taxonomy places the organism in Eukaryota, Fungi, Ascomycota, Pichiomycetes, Serinales, Metschnikowiaceae. The record is from the annotation of a GenBank genome assembly.
AUGAUGGUGGGACCGGGAGUGGGCGCUGGCGCAGGCGCUAUUCAAGAACAGAUCCCAUCGAAGCUUGUGACCGACCAAAACUAUGCGUUGAUGAACAAACGCCGAGUCAUUAAGAGGAGAACCCGCACGGGCUGUCUUACGUGUCGCAAGCGCCGCAUUAAGUGCGAUGAGCGCAAGCCCCACUGCUUUAACUGUGAGCGUCUGAAGAAGUUAUGUCUUGGAUAUGAGGUACUUCCGACGUCUGCGAAGCGCUGCGACGCUGAGAAUGUCGGAAAACACGAAAACGCCUCUCACAGAUCUUCCGUGCACGAUCUUCUUUAA